Messenger RNA from Lacerta agilis (Sand lizard), 1635 nucleotides. RefSeq names its product achaete-scute family bHLH transcription factor 4 (gene ASCL4). Gene Ontology annotation, molecular function: protein dimerization activity; DNA-binding transcription factor activity, RNA polymerase II-specific; RNA polymerase II transcription regulatory region sequence-specific DNA binding. The record is from RefSeq and is a predicted model, not a curated record. Gene Ontology annotation, biological process: developmental process; regulation of transcription by RNA polymerase II. The transcript has a single exon. Lineage: Eukaryota; Metazoa; Chordata; Lepidosauria; Squamata; Lacertidae. Bases 724 to 1290 code for a protein of 188 amino acids.
AGCACUCUUUCCCUUGAUUUCCUAUAUCUCCGACUCCUACUACCCCCACUCUCCACCCCAAAGUAGUCAAAUAAUGGUUUAAGUUUGCAAAGUUUUCUAUAAGCUUCUUCAGUUUCUUUAGAACAGCGGAAGCCAGAAAGGCUGACCUUGCCCCUUUGGAUUUUUGGUAUCGAAAGCCCUUGGCUAAUUUUUCAGCAGACAGGAGAUCCUCGCUUCUUGAGAAGGAGGAGCUCUGGCAACACUUGGCAGCUGCCUGUAAACUUUUCAAGUUACCCAUCCUUUUGGAGACGGGUAAUAUCAAAGGGCACUAUGGAUUACAAUACAUGAGGAGUGUUUACAGCCUGGAAGAUUAUUUAUGUUUGGCUUUGCCUCUAUAGUCACACAUCCAAGCUAGGAGAAAAGGAACACAGGAACCCUCUCAUUAUCUUUUGAAAUAUGAAGAUCAGAGGAAAACCUGGGUUUAACGUGUGGAGUGAUGGUCCUAGAAGCCUGCUUAUAAAUUAGAAGCCAUCCUACCUCUAUAAUAACAGAUCCAGGAGCAGAGCUGAUAUCCAGACAUAACAGCGGCUUUCUGGAAUCAUUACUGCUGCUACAAAAAAAAAAACCUUGGGCAUAUACUACUGCUCUGACCACCACAAAGAUAUAUCUGGUCCAUUUGGCCUUCUCAUCAAUGGAUUAAUUCUGUAGAGCCCGUGUUGGACGUUGGCACAGCAUCACUUCAAAAUGGGAAGUAAUAGCGACGAGGGGCUACUGAACAGGAUCUCAUUCUCAGGGCCAGCAUCCCUUGGAAACAGCCACCCCAGCCCUCAUGGGUUACCGCUCCGAGAACCAUUUGGUGUUCCUUUCCAUUUUGACCCAGCAUACUGGGACCACCAAGCCUACGGUGGAUAUUCAGGAAGGUUCUCUUACUUGCCCUUUUCUGGGUACGUAGGAGUCUAUGACUACUCUUUUGAGCCUGCCUUCAUUCGAAAGAGGAAUGAGAGGGAGAGGCAACGGGUUCGUUGUGUGAAUGAGGGCUACACGCGCCUCCGAGACCACCUACCCAAGGAGUUUGCUGACAAGCGUCUCAGCAAGGUGGAGACUUUGAGAGCUGCCAUCACUUAUAUCAAACACCUCCAGAACUUGCUGGACCAUCAGCCUUUAGGGACAAUUCCUAAAAUAGCAGUCCCGGCUGCGGAGGCUGCUGGUGCUUCUGAUCUUAGCUUAAGAAGGGAAUGCAACAGUGAUGGAGAAUCGAAAACUUCAUUGGCUUCAUCACCCUACAGCGAAUCUGAAGAAGUCUGCAGUUAAGAAAACAUCUUCAGAAAUGGACACCUUCUUCAAGCCUGCCUUUUAACUAUUAUUAUUAAAGAGCUACAUUAUUUUUCAAAGGACAAAACUAGUCCCCAGCAAAGGGAUGAAAAAGGUAUCUUCAUUAUUUGUUCUGGUCAGUUUUUGGCCAUAGGGAGAGAGAAAAAAAUCUGUAUUCUUCCUAAUGUUUCCUUUUUGUUCCUAACGUUUUCUUAUUUAUGCUAUUAACAACUGUGUGUGAGAGAGCAGAGAGGGAAAUAAUAACUGACCUUGUUUUUUGAAAUCUGGAAUAUGCCUCACUUUCUGUGAUCUUUGUUCUGUCUGUCAGCCAAAGAGAACAAUAAA